Messenger RNA from Closterium sp. Naga37s-1, 1188 nucleotides. The record is from the annotation of a GenBank genome assembly. Lineage: Eukaryota; Viridiplantae; Streptophyta; Zygnematophyceae; Desmidiales; Closteriaceae.
AUGGCUCCCGCUGGCGACGUGCCGACUCCACCUCCUCCAGGUGCUGCUUGUGUGCGUGGGAAGAAGCCGUCGGAUGCGUGUCUGGAUCCGGUGACUCCUAAGACGCUUUUCAACGGCGUGGCCGGCUCUUUCGGCGCGGAGAUGGUUAAGAAACUGGCGGAACGUACGUCGGCCCUCAAGCUGGAUGAUCUGCCGGCAGGUGGGAAAGGAAAUGACGUGGAUAAGCCGACCGCUGCUGGAGGCUCGUCGUCGAUGCCUGAGGUGCUUGAAAAAGGCAAAGCGAAAGCGGAGGACAAGGACAACGAUGACGGUUACCUCAGUGACGAUCCGGAUGAGUGUCAAGACCCGGAGGUGCUCAACGAAAUCGCUGCGCAGGCGGGGUUCGCCAUUACCCUGCUGAUUCCGUUUGCCUGGAACAAGGAAGUUCCCCGCACCAUCAAUACGGUCCGGCAUCUCCUGCUGGUGUGGGGAAAGCACCUGUCAGAGAACGUCAGGACCACGACUGGUUUCCAGCAGCUAUCGGCUACUUACCUAUCCAAGAAGCAUUUCGGUCGGAUGCAGGUGAUCUUUCAGCAGGAGGCUGAUGCGAGUUUUGUCUGGAGCCGGGAAAUGGAGCACUAUACGAUGAAUGACAAGAAGCUUACGCUUGGCUGGCAGCACCCGGAGAACGCUGGUUACCUGAGGGAGCGCACGCUGCAUCCAGAGGCGAUUGAGGUGCUGCUGAAGGGCGUCCCGGCAGUGAUCUCUCCGGAAAUGAUCCGGAAGAAUCUGAUGACUGCGAUGCUGAUGAAGCGGGGUCGUACGGCUUUCCGUGACGGCUCGUCGUUUCAUAGGGUCCUGGAUCCUGUCUCGGGGUCAGACACUGAUAAGAUUAAGGGCCUGGUCUACAGGCACCCGGGGGAUAAGUGGUCGCAGCAGCGGACCCCCAAGUUGACUUCUGUGUCGCCUCCCCCCCAAGCAGCUGCUUCUCUGAAGCUGUCAGCGGCGGCGAAGAUCAUCAUCGCAGACCCGGCAAUUUCCCUAUCCUCGGUGGGAGGGGUCCGGGAGGAAUGGAUUUGCGUGCAAGAGGAGUGCGGGAAGGCUCAUGGGAACAACUUCGAACAGGCGGUGGAGCAUGUUCAGUCCCAGCGCCACUGUACCGGCCUGCUCAAGGCGGGUGCUGCUACCCAGCAGAGCAGGGGAAAGUAG